Pyricularia oryzae 70-15 is the source of this 1803-nucleotide messenger RNA. RefSeq lists its product as uncharacterized. The transcript is spliced from 2 exons. NCBI's taxonomy places the organism in Eukaryota, Fungi, Ascomycota, Sordariomycetes, Magnaporthales, Pyriculariaceae. The record is from RefSeq and is a predicted model, not a curated record. The coding region runs from base 761 to 1657 and encodes 298 amino acids.
ACCGCGUGCUGAUGAUGCAGUCCAGCUGCCAUUGCAACGGCUUCCAACGGCAAAACACCACCUCAUUACUUCAACACACGGGUACCGCCGCUAUCGUUUCUUAUCAAGACAAAGCCCCAAAGGAGAUAAAGAAAAAGAAUAUAAGAAAAAAAAAGGCCGAGCUUAACCUUAAGGAGUGUGUCACAACCGCGGUUUGGAAAAAAGAAAUCAGCUCAGUGACACGCAUACAACCUGCCAAAGACUCUUUUGCAGCACUCCGCAAAAAGUCACAGUUGCAACACAACUCUUCUCGGAUACGCCGACGAACCCGCACCGGAAAGACAGCAGUGCACACACGUCUUUGCUUUCCUUUCCCCCCAUCAGUUUCUCGUGAAGCUCGAGGGUGACGCCAGAAGUUUAGUAGGAAGGGAAAACCAGAGACAAAAAAUCCCUAACCAACACGCGAAAUCACGUUACUCCAAUCACACCCUGCCCAUAAAGUUCCCGGUCUAGCUUUGCCAGCCUUUGCAGGUACCUUGUUUUCGGUAACCUACCAAACCACAGGAAUUGAAUCGCGGCAAGGAUUCUUAAGAGCUUGCAUCGUCUUUGUUUUUCGCCAGCUAGCAUCAGCUACAAGAAAAGGGGGCCAUAAAAAAUCGGGGCGAAUAGGUGCCAUUGCCUGAGAGCUUUUCUUUUGAACCUCCUUAUCGACAAGAAAGUUCCAAUUGGGGGGAAAGUUAUACGGCACUAAAAGGUACCCUUGGUGCUAGGGGGAGGAGUCAUGGAGGUCGCCCCUGUCACGAUCCCGGCGCAUGAUGCGAUCGCUGGUCGCAAGCGCAAAGCCGACGCUCAAGACACCCACAACGAACGGCUAUCAAAGAGGCUUAGUCUCUUGAACUUGGAGAAAAAUGGUACCAAAAUGUACGUCACCGUCGAGAAUCCGGCAGCUAGACCGGACCGCACCGCCCCGCCGCCCACAGCAACCACCUUGACAAUGCCCACUUCAUCAUCAACACCAGCAGCACAACCGCCAGCCGACACGCCGAUGCAACUAGACGACGAUAAGUACAAGGUAUACAUCUAUAACAUCGACGACGAGCUCUCGUCAGACAGCGAACCAGAGACCGACCAGUCGUCCUCGGGCCGGCUCAUCUUCCUCCCAGACGUCGAGAAGCACCUGCUCCGGACCCGCAUCCCCCCAGUUCCGCGCCCCAUUCUACCCAACGCGGACGGUGAGCUCGCCGGCAAGCAGCUGGUCCUCUACUCGGUCCCAUCGUCUCUGUCCGUGCCCGAGGACCAGGACAGCGUGCGCAGGGCCAUCCUCGACGCACGCGCCAGGUCCAGGGCCCGGGCCGCCGUCGCGCAGCCGCAUCCCGGGCCUGUCGGUGGCGUCGACGGUCGCUCCGCAGUCGGAGCUGCCGCUGCCAUGCCGCCGCGGUUGCCCAGUAUUGCCGAGGGGGAGAUUUUGCCCCCGGAUCAGAUUCUGUCGCCCGCGGCGGGCAUUAAUGUGAAACCCUGUGUCCACCGUUUAGGUAUCCCAGCCUCCGCGGGACCAACCGAGCCGUUGCUGCAGGCGGGCGGGGUGCACGGUAUCUUCCCGUUAGGGAGCGGUGAGGCCGGCAUCGGCACAGUAUUACCAUCAGUGGAUGGCGAUCCUGAUGCGAUGGAGCUUGACUGAGUGUUCGUUUCUGUACUUGUACAUAUAUAGUGAGUAGAUUGAAGUUGAGUGUACACGAGUAAUAUUCAGAAAGACUUGGAUAUUGAAAAAAUGUCCGGACCCUUGCGCGAUGUAGUGUUGAUGGUCAUGAUGGGAAUAUAGUCAAA